AUGAUUUAGCAUGGAGAGAAAUUGGAAGAUAACACGGACUGAGAUUAUAAAAUACUUUUGCAAUGACCUUUACUGUACGGUCAGGACUUGAUGAUAUCCGUAUCAAGAUUUGUCUGCAGAUUACAGCAAACAAGUUUUGGGUACAACCACAGAUUUUUUUUAAAAGUUCCACAUUUGUCGGGACGAAAGAAAGGGGCCUGAAUUCAGAUCUCGUCCGGGUGAAGUUAUUGCCUCCUUCUCUGGCUUGGUCGGCUAGGUUUGUUGCAAGCUAACUAGCUUAGUAGCUAUCUUAACACAAGUUAUUCACAGCUAACAAUAGGCUACACAACUACCAAAUGUAACCAUAUCAUCAGAUUUUUUAAAUGGAAGUUUAAGAGUUAACAUAUUCAUUGAAUCAUCUAUUUUAUUUAACUUUCUAGCCUGGCAAAAACCUGGUAUUGCUGACUAGCUUCCCUGUGAAUUGUAUGGCUUGGCACUUGUUAGCUGGCGAAGUACUGUACAGUAGCUAGCUAGGCUACUAGUACCGCUAACUGGCUAGAAUUUCGUGGUACUAGCUACCACCUCCGGUCUUGACAGGUACACUAGCUUCUAGCCAGAUGUUUCAGCUAUCGGUUACGGGAAAUGUUUUUUGUUGAAUCGACUAUAUCUGUCUAUCUUUGCUAAACUGUUUUGGGGAUAUAAGCACAGCUAGCUAGUACUGGUAGCAGUAGGAAUCUGGCUAACGAAGGUUAGCUGGUUUACGCCAUUCGAACAAUGAGAUCGAACAGGACCCCAGGAGCUGUGUCCUACUAGCUAGUUUUGGCCGGUGAUGCGAUCUUGAUAAUUACAUAUUCGUGUAACCUAGCAGGUCAUCAGUCUGACAUUAUCACAAAAAUAUGUACAUUUUGUUCUCGAGAGUCGAUACUGCCAAAUUACACUUUAUCUUACAGUCUGUUAAUAAGGACUACAACAGUUAGCCAUCUAUCUUUAUUGUCUAGCUAAAUGUUUUAAAACUAGUUUUGGCUGAAAAAAUAUGAGGUGACUUGCUUUGUGCUGGUUAUAUAGUUGGUGUAUCACUCCUUAAAGUUGGAGCGUAUUUAUCUAUUUAUUCAUUUUUACCUCCGGACCUAUUUGAAGGAUGUUUUGCUAUUCAACCCCUCCACCCCAUUCUCGAAGGCCAGCUUGUUCUAAGUGGAAGUACAUUUGACACAUUAGCUAUGUUUACCUUUUUCAUGACAUGACGCCCUGUUGUGAGCUGAAAUAACUUCACCCUGAUCAACAUUCAACUCUACUGGAACUAUACAGAGGAUAAGAAGUUUACCACACACUCCUCCUCCCUGCUAAACCCCCACAUUCUCUGCUUUCCUCACUGGGGCCCAUCUGUACGUUUCCUCUCUGCCCUCUCCUCCCACUUUGUGGGGGGCACCGAGGUGAGGGAAGAUGGGCACCCAGGGCAGCCCAGUGAAGAGCUAUGACUACCUUCUCAAGUUUCUGCUGGUGGGAGACAGUGAUGUCGGGAAAGGAGAGAUACUGGACAGCCUGCAGGAUGGCUCUGCGGAGUCCCCCUAUGCCUACAGUAGUGGAAUUGACUACAAGACCACCACCAUUCUACUAGAUGGGAGGAGAGUGAAGCUGGAGCUGUGGGACACGUCAGGCCAGGGCCGCUUCUGCACCAUCUUCAGGUCGUACUCCAGAGGUGCUCAGGGCAUCCUGCUGGUGUAUGACAUCACCAACCGGUGGUCCUUUGACGGCAUCGACCGCUGGAUCCGGGAGAUCGACGAGCAUGCACCAGGCGUACCCAGGAUCCUAGUGGGCAACCGGCUCCAUCUGGCGUUCAAACGGCAGGUGCCCACCGAGCAGGCAAGGGCGUACGCCGAAAAGAACGGCAUGACCUUCUUCGAGGUCAGCCCCCUGUGCAACUUCAACGUCAUUGAGUCGUUCACGGAGCUGUCACGCAUCGUGCUCAUGAGGCACGGCAUGGAAAAGUUCUGGAAGCCCAACCGAGUGUUCAGCCUGCAGGAUCUGUGUUGCCGGGCGAUCGUGUCCUGCACGCCCGUCCACCUCAUCGACAAGCUGCCGCUGCCCGUGGCCAUCAAGUCCCACCUCAAGUCCUUCUCUAUGGCCAAUGGCAUGAACGCCGUCAUGAUGCACGGACGCUCCUACUCCCUGGCCAGCGCAGCUGGUGGCUCCAAGGGCAACAGUCUGAAGCGUUCCAAGUCCAUCCGACCGCCCCAGAGCCCGCCCCAGAACUGCACACGCAGCAACUGCAAGAUUUCAUAGUCUUAGCCCUGGGGGAGGAGGGGGUGGUGGUGAGUCAGAGAUGAAGGGGGCCUCUUGGGAACAGCUGCCCACCCUGCCACUCUUCCCAGUAGAAUGGAACCCCACCCUACCUGAAGACCCCACAUCUACUCCGAUCCAACCCACCACACCGCCCCCAACCAUUAGGAAAACUUUGAAAAUGUGGAGACUUUUUGAACGAUGGACCUUCUUGUGAACCCUGAAAAAGAGCCCCCUCCCCCCCUUACACAUACACACACACACACAAUAACAAGAUAUAUUAAAAUAUAUAUAUAAUGAAAGACACAUGCUGCCUGCCUGUAAAGAAAUGUAACCAAUGCAUCAAAACACUGUGUCAUUCUCAGUUAAAUUUGAAUGUAACUUUACCAGACACUCUGUACAUCACUGUGUAUCUAUGAGUCUUUUUUGGAGCUCUUGACAUCGUCCUGUAUUUUUUAUGUGAGUUUGGAAACGGAAUCGGUUGGGUCAGGAUGUAAAAAAAAGUGUUGCUUUUUUUCUGCUCAUCCACUGUCGUUUAUUCAAGUUCCAAAGUCUUCCCUUCUUCCUGUGUUGCUAGUUGCAUUGUGUAACCCCUGUGUAACACAGUUGAUUAUUCAACAAUCACUACCUAUAAUAUCAAUGAUAGAACUAAUGACAUAACAACCCUUGUGAAGACGUCCAUUAGCACCAUCUGGUGCCCACUCCACUAACCAUUGCGCUUUUCAAAAUAAGGGCUCUUUGGCAUGACCCCCAGAGUCUAAUGGGCUGUGUCCCUGUGUUCUGACUCGACCAAUUGGUAGAUUCAGUAGCAAGCACCUUUCACUCCAAGUCUGUAGGAAUCCAUCCUGGCUUGUAUUGUAUGGUGCUUGAGCUCUCUCACACCUUCUUAGACCUACCACUGGGGAAUCAUCUGUAAGUUUCUGUAUUGGACUGAAGGCCUCUGGGAGAUGUAGUAAGAGACGGGUUCAAGCCAGCUUUCCAUUCGCAUCACGUUCCCCACAGCCACCAAAGGGAGGCAUUUGGGCACAGACAGAGAUUAAUUUGACUCAGUUUCUUCCCCUCUUGCUUCCCUCUCUUUCUCUCUCCUUCUUCCUCCUCUCGUUCCUCUGGAUGUCGUUCUGGGGAAAUCCUGCUCAGAGCACUUGAUGAAUUUCACAUUUCAUGUCUCACAGUUCCUGCUUGUUACACUCUGCCAUACGUGUGUUGUUGAAUCCCACCCCUCAAGAAUGCUCUUUCCCCAGGAUGUCUUAGGACCACCACAGCCUCAGAGACCUUUACAUACACAAGUCAUACAUGAGCUAUAUCCACAUCACUGCUGGCUAUAUCCUCCUUGUGCCAAACCUGGCCAAUGGACAACCACAACAAUGCAAAUCGUUUGGAUUUACAAUUAGAAGGUAAACAUGGAUUCCUAUUUGUUUCCUAUUGCCAUGUCUAGUUUAUAGUUCUGAGUAUCCCCCAAACUAUUUUCUUGGUUUGCUUUUAUUAUCCCCCACAGUUAAUGAGAUUUCCAAAUGUUUGUUCUUUAGUUCUUUCUCUCUGGUCAAAACAUGUACCCAGUGUUAGAUAUACAGCAUGUGGAGGAAGUUUUUUUUAUUUUAAUAAGUCAUAUUUGAGGCUGCUUCUUCAACUUUGAUUAAACCAUGGCACAGGCUCUGUUUCAGUGAUAUGGAAUGAGAGAGUGCCCAAGUGAAGGGUAUGUUGAGGUACUAUUUAGCAUAAACAAAGCACAGUCUUUUACAUCUUAUUCUGCUCCAUCCAUUUUGCUCCUUCCUUCUUCACCUCUGGUUUCCUCCCCCUCUUGCCUCCUCCGUUCCAUCCUUGUCACUUUGUUCUCCCUAUGCACUCUUUCUCUUUCCUCCUCUGCUUCAGAUCUGUGCACUGACUCCCCUACUGUCCCAUUAUUAAUUGCUCCUGAGUAAUACAUUUUUUUGUUUCUCUCAUAGAUCUCUGGAGUUACUUUUAUAUAUAUAUUUUUAUACAGUCAGACCCACUCCCCCCUUCUCUUUCUCACUCUUCCCUCCCCCUCUCACUCUUCCCUCCCCCUCUGUUCCAGCAUCAGCGAACUAGCCUUCUGCUACUUUCUCGCCAUCCUGCAUUUGUCUACUGGAUCACUCAGACUGCUCGUUUCCCCCUCCAUCAACCACAGGAACCGCCGGUCCUCUAAUAUAUUUGUGUUUUUUUCUUCGUCCUUUGUUGUUUACUCCUUCCCGUCUUCCUUCUCUUGAUUCCUACCUCCAACCCAUGUGCCCUGUGACGUCAUACCCCGUUCAGUAAACCACAGAUUGUCCAGAGUGUUGUGUUGGGCCUGAACCCUGGGCUUCUGCUAGGUUAACCCCCACUCUGUUAUCUCAGGGAGUGGCCCUUGCCUCAAACUCCAGAAUCACCCAAUGAAGCCUGCAGGCUCCAGGAAACACGUUUCCAUUUACCAACCAUUGAUUUCAAUGUCUGAUUACACUUUGUGACUUUGAAUCUUAUGUUGGUGGGGAUCUUAACCUGUAUAAUCUGGGCCAUAAGGCCGAGUGGUGAUUCUGACACAAAGGCCAUUUUGUUUUAUCUCUUACAAGGGCUGCAAGUGUACCCCUUUCCCGCUAUACUGUACGUGUGUGAUGAUGAACUAGUUUUAACUUGUAUUUUAGUUAACUUUCUUACUUGUCUUAACCCUUGUGUUAUCUUCGGGUCAUUCUGACCCAUCAGUCAUUGUGACCCACUGUCGUAUUGCGACAAAUUUACCUCAUACAAAAACAAAGUGAAGCAUUUUCUUUUAACUGUCGGGCUGUCUCAGACCCCCCACAUUGCAAUGGUUAAAAGAAAAUUAUUUUUAUUUGUUUUUGUAUUGGGUGAAAUUGGGUAAACACAACGAUGGUUCGUUGUGAACCUUUGGGUCAUGUGACCCGAAGGCAGCACGAGGGUUAAGAGGCUACUAUAUAUAGCCAACUGGCCUGCUUGUGCUCAUUUGAUUGCUUGACUGCCUCCAGUAUUGUAAUGUAUGAAUGAACUGAAAAUAACUUUCACAAUGCCUGACACUUAUUUUUCCUUUGAAAUAAGCUUUUGCUCUCCAGAAGCCUACUUUUCUGUGUUAAUAGGAAAGGUUGUUGUGUUGUCUUUUGCCUGGAUGGGAGCCACCCAGUCAGCCAUUUUAGUCUGUGAAGCGGAGGGGGUGGUGAAGGUGCCAUUUGUGGUGUUGCACAUCAUAAGGUGUAGUACACGCCUUCUGGAUCGACCUUUUUUUAACAAUUUUUUCCUUUAAUUUAAAACUUUUAUAAUUUAUCGUGUUUUUUUUCCAAAGCACCUUUCUUGAUGUUGAACUUAUUAUACUGUCUGACAUUGCUUUGUUUCCCGAAGGGACUUUUAUGGAUUACAUUUUUUAUUUAAUGCAGAUUGAAGAAUGUGCUAUGUGACCUCAAUGUUAUGUCAGGGCUCCUUCGGGCUGGCCACAGAACUUUUCAGUUGUAUAAGGGACAAGUGUUAUAAGCAAAUGUGAUGGUGUAAACACUAAUUUUCCUUUGGUUGAUGCUGCUGAGUAACUUAAUUGAGGAGUAAGCAUGUGUUCUGAAAAUAAGAUGAACAUUUGUUUUUAAAUUAUUGAUUGUACAGUUUCUAGGCUACGGUAUGAAAGUCUUUUUCAAAAUAAAAGUGUUAACGAUGUCAUCAA
Molecule: messenger RNA, 5908 nt
Organism: Osmerus eperlanus (European smelt)
Lineage: Eukaryota; Metazoa; Chordata; Actinopteri; Osmeriformes; Osmeridae
Product: ras-related protein Rab-40C
Exons: 7
Coding region: 1420-2259 (279 amino acids)
Biological process (GO): protein localization to plasma membrane; intracellular signal transduction
Cellular component (GO): plasma membrane; synaptic vesicle; endosome
Molecular function (GO): GTPase activity; GTP binding
Source: RefSeq, a predicted model, not a curated record